Molecule: messenger RNA, 827 nt
Organism: Cloeon dipterum
Lineage: Eukaryota; Metazoa; Arthropoda; Insecta; Ephemeroptera; Baetidae
Product: trypsin-1-like
Exons: 7
Coding region: 27-779 (250 amino acids)
Biological process (GO): proteolysis
Molecular function (GO): serine-type endopeptidase activity
Source: RefSeq, a predicted model, not a curated record
UCAGUUUAAUACUCUCAAAUCAAAACAUGAAGAUCAUUGUCUGCGUACUAAUUGUUUUCUGCAGUGCAGGCUUUUUGGUGCAUGGGAAAAAGAUCGUCGGUGGCGUGCCUGCUGAGCUCGGCGAGUUUCCUAGUCAGCUCUCACUGCACCUAAACGACUCGCUGUACGGCGCGGCCAACGUGCUCAGCGAGAACUAUGUGCUCACCGCGGCCCACUGCGUAAUGGGGCUGUCGCCACCUGAGCUAAGCGUGAGGUCGGGUAGCUUAUACUACGACAAGGGCCAACGCCACCAGGUCACUCGCAUCGUCAUGCACGAGCAGUUCAACUUCACAGAUUCUCUCGUACACGACAUCGCCAUUGUUGAAGUAGACCCUCCAUUCACAUUUGGCCCUAACGUCCAACCAUUGGUUCUGCCAAAUCAGGGUGAGGACCCUGCUGUAGGUACACCAGCGACCGUCAUCGGAUGGGGAAGACUUUACUACAAUGGACCGCUCAGUGAGACGAUCAACAAAGUGACGAUCGAGAUUCGAGACCAAGCGAUUUGCGAGGAGGCAUACGUGAAUUUUCCACUGCAUGUUUACGAGAGCCACCUUUGCGCGGACGUGCCUGAAGGAGGACUAGGUUCCUGCAAUGGAGAUAGCGGCGGGCCUUUGUUAGUGGACGGCGUCGCGGUCGGGCUUGUCUCGUGGGCCAAUGAGUGCGCCCUUCAAGGAUACCCUACGGUCUACACCAGGCUCCCCGACUACAGGGACUGGAUCACGCAGAACUCAGGAAUUUAAAUCCGGAAUUCCCAAAAUUGUUAUACCGAAUGAUGUCUGUCUAUAUAA